Ylistrum balloti is the source of this 2160-nucleotide messenger RNA. RefSeq names its product arginine kinase Oct f 2-like. Gene Ontology annotation, biological process: phosphocreatine biosynthetic process. The record is from RefSeq and is a predicted model, not a curated record. Gene Ontology annotation, molecular function: creatine kinase activity. Lineage: Eukaryota; Metazoa; Mollusca; Bivalvia; Pectinida; Pectinidae. The coding region runs from base 16 to 1194 and encodes 392 amino acids. The transcript is spliced from 6 exons.
GCGAGAGGCUGUACAAUGUAUCGGAGGUACCUCGACCAGCUAAACACACAAACUACUCAGCUCAUCUCUGAACAGCAGCAACUUGCACAAAAAACAAAAAUGUCUGCGGAACCAGAAUACAAGAAAAUACCAGUCGAUGAAUUAUGGGCUAAACUUUCAGCGGCUUCAGAUUGCAAAUCUUUAUUGAAAAAGCAUCUAACUCUGGAAAGAUACGAAGCAUUGAAGGAUAAAAAAACUAGCAUCGGCGGUGACCUUGGGGAUUGUAUCCAGUCAGGAUGCAUGAACUUGGACAGUGGUGUUGGUAUCUAUGCCUGCGACCCUGAAGGUUACGAUACAUUUGCCUUGGUCCUUGAUGAAGUCAUCAAAGAUUACCAUAAGGUGGACAAGGUGUGGCAUCCUGCACCAUGCUUUGGAGAUAUGGACAAUCUGGAUUUGGGUGAUCUGGACCCAAACAAUGAGAUGAUCGUCAGUACACGUGUACGAGUGGGUAGAAGUCACACUGGAUUCCCAUUCCCUCCAGCUGCCUCUAAGGAUCAAAGGAAGGCUAUGGAGAAAAUGACUGUUGAAGCUCUCAAUACUCUGGAAGGUGAAUUAAAAGGCAAAUACUUUUCCUUGGAGACCAUGAACAAAGAGGAGGAGAAACAACUCAUUGCUGAUCACUUCCUCUUCAAAAAUGAUGAUAGGUUCUUGAGAGAAGCUGGAGGAUACAACUUCUGGCCAGUUGGUCGUGGUAUCUACUUCAGUGAGGACAAGAAGUUCCUCACCUGGAUUAAUGAGGAGGACCAUCUCCGUUUCAUCUCCAUGCAGAUGGGUGGUGACCUCGGCGCUGUGUACAAGAGGCUCGUCAAAGCUUUAGGCAAACUUAGUGAGAAACUGAAAUUUGCUCACAACGAUAAGUGUGGCUAUGUGACUUUCUGUCCCACCAACCUUGGCACCACAUGCAGGGCUAGCGUCCACAUCAAAGUUCCCAAGCUGGCUGCAGCUCCAUCCACCAAAGGAAACAAGAGCAAACUGGAAGACAUCUGCGCUGAAUAUAACUUGCAACCCAGAGGAAUCCAUGGAGAGCACACAGAAAGUGUAGGUGGUGUAUAUGAUAUCUCCAACAAGAGAAGACUGGGUCUGUCUGAGCUUGAUGCCAUCAUGGAAAUGAAGAAUGGAAUUUUGGAAGUAAUGAAGGCAGAGAAAGCUUUAUAGAUUGAAAUGAAUUUUGUAAAAAUAUAAAAGGACCCAAAAAUGACUGUCAAAAUGUUACGUGUGACCAAAACUCCUUGGAAAUGGGUUUAAUUUUGAAUAUGCCUUUGUCUAGAUUGUUAUGGUGAGGUGUGAUGCUGCUGUUAUGUGUUUGCUGCAACAACACCACAGAUAUACAACGCCUGAAAACUGACCUCCGAUGUUAAAAUAUUUACUUCAAUCUAGAUAUAUGAGCUGACUGGAUAAGACCAUUAGUGCAGAGAGAUAGUAUGAUUGGACAAUCUAGAUAAGGUGGAAAUGAUUCAAUGUUCUUGCCAUUUUCAUAUUCCUUUGUAUAUAUAUUUAUAAACUUUCCUCCAGUGUGAAAUCCUGAUGUGGGGUCUACUAGAUCACUUUCUGGAGAUCCGAUUGUUGGCUUGCAGCCUUUCAAUGCUCACGUCCAUCCGAUCAAUGAAAGAGUUAGAUGCACACAUCUAAUUAAUUGAUGGCCAUCAUAUGCAAUAGAUUUGAUUGGUUGUUGGUCUUCAAACGCACACAUCUGAUUGGUUGAUAGCCAUCCGAUGCACCUUGUUGAAUAAUAUAUUUUGCAUAGUAACUUUAAUAAAAAAGGUAUGUGCCAAAAAAAGCUGUGAAUUAUGAAAACAAAACACCUGUAGUCAUUCCUUGAAUCAGAUGCCGUAAAAGGCCAGCUAUUAUACAGCUUAUUUUGCAUAUUUUUUCGCAUUCUGGUCUCUGGUUACUUCCCUUGUCACUUGAGUUUAGCAGCAGUGAUUAAGCAAGGGGAAAAAUGUAGGGUUUUCCCUUCAAUUGUUAAUUGUUUUACAUUUGAUAGUGUUCAUUUUGCUCUGACUAGGGUGUGACUGUGAUACUGGUGUACACUGCCAGAACUUCUAGGUCAGUCUCCUGUGUGAGAUGACAGCUAGUCUAAUAUACUAAAGGUUCUAUGACAUUAAAACUCAAUUGUGAUAA